AUGGAUGACCUAGCAGCAAUUGUUGGAAGUUUUGCAAUCACCAGUGAACCAAACAGAACAUCUGCUCCUCAUCCAAGGUAUUCGCAGUACAAAGAGAGAACACCGAAGUAUGAUCAAAACUCAAGGCGAAAACAGCUGCUGGAAUUGCAGAAAAAUCAGAGAUUUGACUAUUUGAGCCAUGUGAGAAGGCUGACUGAUAAUGACUGGAACAAUAAAGAAGAGAAGGAGGAAGAUGAUGACGAGUCAAUGGAACUUGAGCACAAACUUAGUAGGCCUGGGCGUUACUAUAAAAAUCAGUUGAUGAUGUCUGAAUGGCUAGUGGAAGUUCCAAGUAAUCUUGAAACAGAGUGGAUUACCGUUCUGUGUCCAGUGGCAAAACGCUGCCUUGUAGUGACAUCAAGGGCAAAAACCAAAGCCUAUUCAAAAAGUGGAUAUUGCAUCAACACAUUUCCUUCUCAUCUUCCAGGAGGAUGCCGCAGCAGCCGUGAAAAAAAUACGACGAUACUUGACUGCCUGUACAGUGAAGCCAACCAGACGUAUUAUAUUCUUGACCUGAUGUGCUGGAAUGGGUGUUCCGUGUAUGAUAGUGAAACAGAAUUUCGCUUCUAUUGGAUGCAUGAAAAACUCAGAGAAUACUCUUCUUUACAAGAGACUUCAAGUUCUAACCCUUUCAAGUUCAUUGGCCUGCCAAGCUUUGGUUGUACACAAGACGUAAUCAGCACUGCCAUUGCGUCCGCAGCUUUCCAAAUAGAUGGAAUUCUCUUUUACCACAAAAGGACCCACUACAUAUUUGGUUCAUCACCUCUGGUGGUGUGGUUGAAGCCUUUCAUGUUGGAAGAGAUACUGGGUAUAACAGUGCCAGACUGUCAGAAGGUGGAAAUGCCACAGAAUUACACAAACUAUGCAGAACACAUGAAGCAGGUAGAGGAAGAGAGACUGAAGCAAGAAAAGUUGAGAGAGGAAAGGCAAAAGCAAGGUGACACAGGAAAAAAGUUUAGACAGAGACAUGGCAGACGUCGAAAAGAAGCUGGAGAAAUGGACACCUCUCAUCCUGAAUCUGAUGGUUUAGAACAGAGCAUAGAAAUUGACAGCAAAUCUAUGGCAUCAGCUGUGGAUGCCGAGGCCCUAGAACAGAUCAUAGACAUUGACCCUAAAUCUGUAACAUCAGCUGUUGAAUCUGCUCCAGGUCUUGGCAUCGUGGAUUUGUCAGUGGCUGUAACCAACUAA
Molecule: messenger RNA, 1227 nt
Organism: Candidula unifasciata
Lineage: Eukaryota; Metazoa; Mollusca; Gastropoda; Stylommatophora; Geomitridae
Source: the annotation of a GenBank genome assembly